Molecule: messenger RNA, 6088 nt
Organism: Marchantia polymorpha subsp. ruderalis
Lineage: Eukaryota; Viridiplantae; Streptophyta; Marchantiopsida; Marchantiales; Marchantiaceae
Source: the annotation of a GenBank genome assembly
AUGGACAAAAGUCUGGUCGCCGGGCUUCGGCACAUCAGACUCUCUGCCUUCACUGACCUAAGCACGGAUGACUGAGAGAUUGAAUGAGCUGCUAGCUGGGAGGUGUCGGAGUCUCGGCUGCGGUCAUCAUCAGCAUCCUCCUGCAGGUUCUCCUCCAUGCCCCCCGUUCGAUUCGGGUGUUGCUCGGCGGGAUCUGUACUCGUCUCCGCACAAAUCCAAUCUCCUGCUCGUCCUGGCAGAAUGGACUCGGGAGGUUAAUCUUCUGCCGAGGUGAGGAGGGGGCGAUUCGAGCGCAAUUGGAGGACGAGCGGCGUUCGGAGGAGUGGGGCGGGGACUGGAGAGGCGAGCUCGAGGCGAUGGAGAUGCUUCGGAGUGCAGCAGAUGCGGAUUCUUUGAGCUGACUGAUUUACUGACUGACUGAUUUCGAGCCAUGAAAAUCCCGCUGGAAUGCAGGUGACGAGAGUAGCGCCUCGAGAUUGCCUUCGAAAUGCAGCUGGCGUCGAGGAUUGCGUGACUGAAGGUCGCAGUUUCGAAAUUUCCAUGACUAACGCAGCCUGCCGAGAUUCUUCGCGAGGGCGAGGGCAAGGGUCUGUUGAAUUUUCCGUCAAUCAGCCAUCGCGCUGUUCUGAGUUUUGCCCUGACGACUGAAGCUCACGAGUUAAGGGCGAAUUAUGGCGGGGCCUCGAGGAGCUAUGGAGGUGGAGCACGUAGAAGCUCGGGGAGGAGGAGGAGGGCCGACAGUUCGUGAAGGUGGUAGUGUAGUCAUCGCGGUGCAGGAUGAGAAGGACGCCAAGGAGUCAGGGCCGGGCGGAGAAGGCGAUGGGAAAGCGCAUUCGGACGAUCGCUCUGAAGGGUCUGCUGCCGAGAGGAAGGAGCGCAAGAAGAAGGACAUGAUCCCCAUGUACAAGAUGUUCGCGUUCGCAGAUUACCUCGACGUGGUGCUCAUGAUUCUGGGAACGAUUGGAGCCGUGGGCUCUGGAGUCGCGCAGCCCUUCAUGACCCUGCUUUUCGGCCGACUCGUCGACGCCUUCGGCUCCAACGGAACGAACUUCAGUGCACUCGAAUCGGAAGUGGCCACGGUUGCGAUGUUAUAUAUCUACGCCGGGCUGGGAGCAGCUGUGGCAUCUUGCUUAGAGGUAACAUGCUGGAUGAUUACGGGAGAGAGACAGGCGUCUCGUAUCAGGGCUCUCUAUCUGCAGGCCAUCAUUCGACAAGACGUCUCAUUUUUCGAUCAAGAAGUGAGCUCUGGGGAUGUGAUCUCCAGAAUGUCAGAAGAUACAGUUUUGAUCCAAGAAGCCAUGGGUGAGAAGGUGGGAAAUGCCGUGCAACUAUUAUCGAGAUUCGCCGCUGGAUUCGUCAUCGCUUUUAUAAAGAGUUGGAAGCUUACUGUUGUCCUGGUUUCGGUUGUACCGGUGAUCGCGUUUGUGGGAGGAUUUAUGUCAUCGAGAGUUUCAACCCUCACGAUACGAGGACAAACUGCUUACGCUGAGGCCGGCAAAAUUGUGGAACAAGUUCUCAGCUCGAUAAGAACGGUGGCCUCUUAUGGUGGAGAGAAGAAAGCUAGCGAGGCUUAUGACAGCUCGCUGAAAGUAGCCGAAGCGGCUGGCGUUCAACAAGGGGUCGCUAUGGGGUUGGGCUCAGGUUUAACUCUCUUCGUCAUGUUCAAUACUUACGCCAUGGCCUUGUGGUAUGGUUCACGCCUCGUUGCUGACCGAAGUGUCACAGCCGGGGACGUUAUCAUGGUCAUCUUCGCCGUGGUCAUGGGAGGCAUGGCCCUCGGUCAUAUAUCGCCUUCCAUUUCUGCUUUUGCAUCCGGCAGAGCAGCAGCCUUUAAAAUGGUCCAGGUCAUUCAUCGCAAGUCCGAGAUCGAUGUGACAGAUAUGAGUGGCCUUAUUCCGAAGAACCUUAAAGGCGACAUUCAUCUGAAAGAAGUGACCUUCGCGUACCCGACCAGACCUCACGUUGCCAUUUUCAAGAAUUUCAGUCUCUUCAUCCCGGUGGGCACCACAGCUGCACUGGUCGGAGAGAGUGGCAGCGGAAAAUCAUCAGUCAUCAGUUUGGUGGAGAGGUUCUACGAUCCACAAGAGGGACAUGUCUUGCUCGACGGAGUCGAUAUUAAGACCCUGCAGUUGAGAUGGCUGAGGGAGCAGAUCGCCCUCGUCAGCCAAGAGCCUGUUUUAUUCAGUACUUCCAUAGGAGAGAACAUCUUAUACGGCAAGGAAGGUGCCACAAUGGAGGAGGUCAAAGCUGCAGCCAUAGCUGCCAACGCUUGGACCUUCAUCCAAAAACUACCUCAGGGUUUUGAUACACAAGUUGGAGAACGUGGGACACAGCUGUCCGGAGGUCAGAAGCAGAGAAUCGCCAUCGCCAGGGCGAUUCUGAAAGACCCUCGGAUCUUAUUACUGGAUGAAGCCACAAGUGCUCUGGACGCGGACUCUGAGAGAGUGGUGCAAGACGCUUUGGACCGAGUGAUGGUAGGUCGGACCACGGUGGUGGUGGCACACCGGCUCUCGACCAUCAAGAAUGCAGACAUGAUAGCCGUGGUUCGUAAUGGUGUCAUUCUGGAGACUGGCACACACGCGGAGCUCAUCGAGAAUCCAGAUGGCGGAUACUCUCAGCUCAUCCGCCUCCAAGCCAUGCAUCAGGGUGAAGCAGAGCAGGAUGUCGUACGUCCAGUGUCGAUUGGAAACGAGGUUGAGGACGUAAGUGGUAGCAGAGGAGGCAGUGAGCGCUUCUCUCGAAAUUUCAGCAGGGGGAGCAGCUUGGAUGGCAAGGGAGGACUGGUGUCCACGCUCGGCUUGACCGGCAGCAGAAUUAGAAGGUCGCUGAGCCAGACGUCGGACGUGGAUGUAGAGGCUGGCAUGAAAUCCACCGUCGCUCUCGACAACGACGAGGAGAAAGUCAAGAAAGGGUCCUUCUGGCGCUUGGCCAAGCUCAACAAACCCGAGGCUCACUACUUCGUCGUGGGCAGCGUCGCUGCGGCGGGCCAGGGCCUCGUCCUGCCCAUGUUCGGCCUCCUCCUGGCGAGUGUCAUCCAAUUGCUCUUCAAAACUCCCCACGAGAUCCGACGAGAGGGCCGAUUCUGGGCUCUCAUGUUCCUGGCUCUCUCCACCGGAACCCUCGUCGCUUCCCCCAUCCAAAAAUUGUGCUUCGCCGUGGCGGGCAACCGCUUGAUCCGGCGCGUCAGAGAUCGAACCUUCAGUCACGUUCUGCGCCAAGAAAUUGCUUGGUUCGACGAGGAUGCCAACACCAGCGGCGCCGUGAGCGGGAGACUGUACUCGGAUGCGGGUGCAGUCAGGGGCAUGCUGGGGGACUCGCUGUCGCUGGUGGUGCAGAACUGCGCCACCAUAUCAGCCGGUCUCAUCAUCGCCUUCACCUCCGGCUGGGAGCUCGCCCUCGUGGUUCUGGGCCUGGUCCCCUUGCUGGGCCUCCAGGGCCUCAUCGCCGGCAAGCGACUGAGCGGCUUCGCCAAAAGCGCCAAGGCGAACUACGAGAAGGCGAGCCGCGUGGCCAGCGACGCCGUGAGCAACAUCCGCACGGUGGCGUCGUUCUGCGCCGAGGAGAAGGUGCUGGCGUUCUACGAGCAGUCGUGCCGGCAGCCGCUGAAGAACGGUGUCCAGCAGGGCGUCAUCAGCGGCAUCGCGCUCGGCGUCGCCACCUUCACGCUCUUCGCCGCCUACGCGCUCGGCUUCUGGGCCGGCUCCAAAUUCGUCGCCCUCGGCCGCAUGUCGUUCGCCGACGUCUUCCGGGUAUUUCUGUGCAUCGCGACGAGUGCCAUCGCCGUGACGCAGUCGUUCACCAUGGCGCCCGACGUGGCCAAGGCGAAGUCGGCCGUCACGAGCAUCUUCAAAAUCCUCGACAGGAAGUCGAGAAUCGACCCGCUGGAUCCGGCCGGCGCCACGCUCGACAAGCUCCAGGGCCGAGUGGAGUUCCGGCACGUGCGCUUCCGGUACCCGGCGCGACCGGACGUCUGCGUCCUGCAGGAUCUGUCUUUCGUGCUCGCCGCCGGUCAGACGCUGGCGCUCGUGGGAGAGAGCGGGAGCGGGAAGUCGACGGUCAUCUCGCUGCUGGAGCGGUUCUACGACCCGGAGGCGGGGCAGGUGCUGAUCGACAACGUGGAGAUCCGGUCGCUGCAGCUGGGCUGGCUGCGGAGCAAGAUCGGGCUGGUGAGCCAGGAGCCGGUGCUGUUCGACGGCAGCAUCCGCAUGAACAUCACGUACGGCAAGGCGGCGACCGACGAGGAGGUGCGCGCGGCGGCCGCGGCGGCCAACGCGCACAAGUUCGUCGCCGACUUGCCGCAGGGGUACGAGACGCGCGUGGGCGAGCGCGGCAUUCAGCUGUCGGGCGGGCAGAAGCAGCGCGUGGCCAUCGCGCGCGCCAUCGUCAAGGACCCGCGCAUCCUGCUGCUGGACGAGGCCACCAGCGCCCUCGACGCCGAGUCCGAGCAGGUCGUCCAGGAGGCGCUGGACCGCAUCCGCGUCUCGCGAACCACCGUCGUCGUGGCGCAUCGCCUCUCCACCGUGCGCCACGCCGAUCAGAUCGCCGUCAUGCGCAAUGGCGCCAUCGUCGAGCUGGGCACUUACGAUCAUCUGAUCUCCACGCCCGAUAGCGCCUUCUCGGCCCUCGUCAAGCUCCAAAACAACGUCCGCUCGUAGCGAAUUCGAGCGCAAUCCAGCGCAAUCGAGACUCGCUAUGUAAAUACGAGUACACAAGUCAUGGUGUGAGAGUGCGAGCGCGAGCGAGUGCGUAUGCGUGGCUCGCACUCUCACACCAUUACCCUCUCUCUCCCUCCUUCCAUCCCUCCCUCCCUCGAGUCUUGGCUGCUGCUUCGUACACUCCACGCAGCGGAUUCCUCGGACCUUCCGCUUGCUCGACUCUGACCUCCACGGGUUGUCGAAUAUAUUGUGGGUCGCCAUCGCGCCUGACCUCGAAAUUCUUCCCUGAGGCGGGAAGGAAGAUUGUGCAAGUGCCGGCUGCCGAUGACUCGAUGGCUGUGGUGUGCUUGAAGUGAAACCGAACACUUCGCGAGGAGGCAUUCGGGUUGAGGUAGCCCAAGCGUCUUCCGUCUGUAUCUUCAGGGUCCGAUGAUGUCCGCAAUCGGUGAUCGGGCUCUCACCGAUUGUAGUGGAUGAGCUCGGCGACUGCAAUUCUUUGACUGGAGACGAAGUUGCGGAUAUAUAUGAUGGCGGUAAUGCACUCAGAAAAAGAAUUCAAAAAAAACUUUCUUUCUUUUGAUGGAAGGGACAUCGAGCAUUUGCUUCUCAGACCCACCGACGUGUACUAGUCAGGCAGGCAAGCGAUCUCCGCCUGGAGAAUUGGAGGCAAUUCGAGGAAGUAGGAAUGGAAGGUGGUGUACCAGUCAGGCAGGCAAGCGAUCUCCGCCUGGAGCAUUGGAGGCAAUUCGCGGACGUAGGAAUGGAAGGUGGAGGACGGAGUGUCGAAGCGGUGAAGACUCCAUACCCGGUAUCGAAUUUGCACAUUCGCGGCAACGAUGACGAUCAGAGGCCUGAUUCGAGUGAAGCUCAGCUGACACGACGGGCGGAGAAUAUUGGAAAUUCUAAGAAGGAAGGAGCGCGGGUCGAGAAGUGGUUGGAGGUUCAAAUUUAUUAUCGGCAGUUCGAUUUCAGCGAAGAGCAUUAUAUUUGUCCGUGGGUGAAUGGGUCGAUGCAGCACUAGCCUCGUCAGGCGAAUUGAACUGAAGCACAGUAAGUGCAAACGAGAUGAAAAAUUCCGAAGCAUACAACGCGUGGCUUCUGACUGUGUUGGCUACAUGUCAAGCUUCACAGAGUAUUGCUGGCAAUGCUCGUUUUCCCCAAUUCCGAAAAUGCUCUUUUCCCAAUUCUGACGAAUUCGUUCAUGGAGCGAAUAAAAAUUAUGGUCCAAUUCCCGACGUAGUUAAGCUUGGACUCGCGGUUGUGGAUUGAAGGGAGUUCUGAGAUUCUGCCAUGAAUUUCAACAGUGAGUUAAUACGUGAGGAUAGAAGGUCCGAUGUCUACUAGAAAUACAACACCCAGUCUGCACAAUUAAGAAGAUGUGACUUUCGCACGAUACCGGAAACCCAUUAAAUUUCAGUGAAAUUAUUUAAUCU